Molecule: messenger RNA, 1221 nt
Organism: Sparassis crispa
Lineage: Eukaryota; Fungi; Basidiomycota; Agaricomycetes; Polyporales; Sparassidaceae
Product: RNA polymerase II holoenzyme cyclin-like subunit
Exons: 5
Coding region: 1-1221 (406 amino acids)
Biological process (GO): positive regulation of transcription by RNA polymerase II
Cellular component (GO): mediator complex; nucleus
Molecular function (GO): cyclin-dependent protein serine/threonine kinase regulator activity
Source: RefSeq, a predicted model, not a curated record
AUGGCCACGAAUUUUUGGGCGAGCUCUCACUACAAACGCUGGAUUCUCGACAGGGCUACUCUCACACAGGCCCGUGCAGAUGAUCUGCAAUAUGUUGACAGCCCAGAUCAUCUCGAAUUUCUCGCCAUUUUCUUUGCCAACCUCAUCUCCAAGCUCGGCAAGAAACUCCAGCUGAGACAGCGCGUCAUUGCGACGGCAACCGUUUUCUUCCGCCGCUUUUACGUAAAGAAUUCCUACUGCGAGACUGACCCUUUCAUUGUUGUCGCCGCCUGCUGCUAUGUUGCCUCCAAGGCAGAAGAGUCUCCGGUCCACAUAAAGAAUGUCGUUUCCGAAGCCCGCAUGCUUUUUGGCAGCGAAGAGUACGGCGUCAAGUCCUUUCCCUCGGACAAUUCCAAGCUCGCAGAAAUGGAGUUCUAUCUGGUCGACGACCUUGAAUGCGAUUUGACUGUGUUCCAUCCAUACCGCACGCUUAUGACAAUGUGCGUCAAGGAGGGUGCCUCGACUGCCCUAGAAACCGAAGCUGGAGAGCUUGGUGCAGGCGCCGUCGAUGGGUCGCGCUACUGGGGUACCGGUGAGGGCAGACUCGAGCUGCAGGAAGGAGCCCUGCAGAUGGCAUGGUUCAUUAUUAAUGACACCUACCGCUCUGAUCUCUGUCUGCUCUAUCCGCCCCAUCUCAUAGCCAUCACGGCCAUCUACCUGAGCCUUGUUUUACACUCGUCCACGCGUACGACCAUCCAGCUGCAGGUGCAGUCCCAUACGCAGCCUGCGCAGUUUUCCCACUCUGCUAGCCAACCCCUACUGUCCACGUCUUCGGUUCCUCGGCGCUCCGCGCGCUCUACCUCUAGCAGCCACAAGAAGCAGCCACAGGAUAUCGUCGGAUUUAUGGCAGGCCUUCAUGUGAGCAUGCCGCUGAUCGCGACCAUUGCGCAGGAAAUGGUCUCGCUCUACACCCUCUGGGACCGGUACAAGGAAGACCCGAACGCCGAGUCCGCGCGCGGCGCGUUUGCUACCACCGGGCGGAAACGUGACGUCUCCGGUGCGCUCCGCGGCGGUACCGCAGACGGCAAACAGGAUACUGUCCAGUCGUUCGUUACACCCAUGUUCCUAAUCCGCUCGCUUAUCCGGAUGCGUGAGGCACGUUUAGCAGACAUGGCGCAUCCGGCCAGUGGCAGACCCGUCGCUGUGAAUAAGAUGCUCGAGCGAGCGCAAGCCGCUGGAUGA